Orcinus orca (killer whale) is the source of this 10276-nucleotide messenger RNA. It is a transcript of the gene ZMYM4, whose product is annotated as zinc finger MYM-type containing 4. The transcript is spliced from 31 exons. The record is from RefSeq and is a predicted model, not a curated record. Gene Ontology annotation, molecular function: zinc ion binding. Lineage: Eukaryota; Metazoa; Chordata; Mammalia; Artiodactyla; Delphinidae. The coding region runs from base 354 to 5108 and encodes 1584 amino acids.
CGCGCGCAAGGGGCUGGUUUGGUGAUCCCUUUAAGAAACCGCAGGCGGAGGAAUUUCUCUGAGAGAAAAUAAUCCUACUCACAGGGCCCCUUGGAGGCCAUUAACCCCCCGAGUCCCGGCCCCCCCCCCUUUCCCGGGCAGGCCCUACCGCCUACGCGCGCACCCGUGGGAUCUCAAGAUCUCCGACCCGGCGCGCGGCAUCCGCCCCCUCCCCACUGUAAGCGCCAGGCUCGGCCAGGUCCGGGGAAGCUGCCGCGAGGCGGCCGUGCCUGCAGUGUGGGCGGGGGCCGGGGGCCCGAGAGGUUCCGCCGCCACAGCGCUGGGAGCCGCAGUGGUUCCGAGCGGGGCUCAACAUGGCGGAGAGAGAGGUGGAGUCCAGCCCCCGAAAGAGGGUAGGUGAGUUUGAGCAGAAAACUGGUGCAGUUUUUGAUGAAAUUGUAGAGAACUGUGGUGGUAUCAUGGAUACAGAAAUGUCUGAAGAUAUAGACCACAACUUAACUCCUACCCUUGACAGCAUGUCUUAUGGAAUGCCGAAUCAAACAGGAUCUGAAAAUUCAUUGCUGGAUGAAGAUGAUUAUUUUUUGAACUCUGGGGAUCUUGCAGGAAUUCCAGUCGUUGGUAGUGACAAUGAGGAUGAACAGGAUUUUAGUUCAAAGGACAAUCUUGUUUCUUCAAUUCAUACUGAUGAUAGCUUGGAAGUAGAGAGAAGAGUCACACAGCAUGAAUCAGACAAUGAAAAUGAAAUACAGAUUCAAAAUAAAUUAAAAAAAGACUUUCCUAAACAAUUUGAUCAGGUUUCUGUCUUUAAAUCAAUACGGAAAGAUUUUAGUCUAGUAAGAGAAAACAGCAAAGAGACUUUUUCUGGAAAGGAGAAAAAUAGAGACCUAACUUAUCUUGAACGUGAAAAACGGUUGGAUAAACCCCAUAAAGAGUUGGAUUCAAGGUUGAAAAGCAGUUUUUUUGAUAAAGCAGCUAAUCAAGUUGAAGAAACAUUACAUACCCAUUUACCACAAACCCCAGAAACAAACUUUAGGGAUUCCAGCUAUCCAUUUGCCAAUAAAGAAUCCAUUGGUUCGGAACUGGGAAAUUCCUUUGCAUCAAAUGUUAGAAUUAAAGAAGAACCUUUGGAUGAUGAGUAUGACAAAGCAAUGGCACCACAGCAGGGACUACUAGACAAAAUUAAAGAUGAACCUGACAAUGCUCAAGAGUAUAGUCAUGGCCAACAGCAAAAAACUCAAGAAGGGGAACUGAAAAUUAGUGCUGUGUUUUCAGUCAGUGGCAGUCCUCUUGCUCCACAGUUGACUACUGGCUUUCAGCCUUCACUGGCAUCAUCUGGCAUGAAUAAAAUGCUUCCUUCAGUUCCAGCCACAGCUGUUCGAGUUUCCUGUUCUGGUUGUAAAAAAAUCCUCCAGAAGGGGCAAACUGCUUAUCAGAGGAAAGGGUCUACUCAGCUAUUCUGCUCUACACUGUGCCUCACUGGAUAUACAGUUCCACCUGCCCGCCCACCGCCUCCUCCCACUAAGAAAACUUGUUCAAGUUGCUCAAAAGACAUUUUAAAUCCAAAGGAUGUGAUCAGUGCCCAGUUUGAAAAUACCACCACUAGUAAAGAUUUUUGUAGUCAGUCAUGUUUGUCAACAUAUGAACUGAAAAGAAAACCUGUUGUUACCAUAAAUACGAAUAGCAUUUCAACCAAAUGCAGCAUGUGUCAGAAGAAUGCUGUUAUUCGACAUGAAGUUAAUUACCAGAAUGUGGUACAUAAACUUUGCAGUGAUGCCUGCUUUUCUAAGUUUCGCUCUGCUAACAACCUCACCAUGAACUGUUGUGAAAACUGUGGGGGUUACUGCUACAGUGGCUCUGGACAAUGCCACAUGCUCCAGAUAGAGGGACAGGCUAAGAAGUUUUGUAGUUCCACGUGUGUCACAGCAUAUAAGCAGUCCUGUUGGAGGAGGAAAGGAGAAAUAGGGUUGGAGAUACAGAAGAGAUUCCAGAAUGUAGGAAUAUGCUCACUUGAAUAUGUAUUUAUUUUAAUAAAAUCAGCCAAAAUUACACCAUGUGCGCUUUGCAAAUCAUUGAGAUCCUCAGCAGAAAUGAUUGAAAAUACCAAUAGCUUGGGAAAGACGGAGCUUUUCUGUUCUGUUAAUUGCUUAUCUGCUUACAGAGUUAAAAUGGUUACUUCUGCAGGUGUACAAGUUCAGUGUAACAGUUGCAAAACCUCAGCAAUCCCUCAGUAUCACCUAGCCAUGUCAGAUGGAAGUAUUCGCAACUUCUGCAGCUACAGUUGUGUGGUAGCUUUCCAGAAUUUGUUCAACAAACCAGCAGGAAUGAAUUCUUCAGUGGUGCCCUUGUCUCAGGGCCAAGUAAUUGUAAGCAUCCCUACAGGUUCAACAGUGUCAGCAGGAGGCGGUAACACCUCUGCUGUUUCUCCCACCUCCAUCAGUAGCUCUGCUGCAGCUGGUCUCCAGCGUCUUGCUGCCCAAUCCCAACAUGUUGGGUUUGCACGAAGUGUUGUAAAACUCAAGUGUCAGCACUGUAACCGUCUCUUUGCCACAAAACCAGAACUUCUUGAUUAUAAGGGUAAAAUGUUUCAGUUCUGUGGCAAAAAUUGUUCUGAUGAAUAUAAGAAAAUAAAUAAUUUAAUGGCAAUGUGUGAAUAUUGUAAAAUUGAGAAAAUUGUAAAGGAGACUGUGCGAUUCUCAGGUGCUGACAAGUCAUUCUGUAGUGAAGGUUGCAAAUUGCUUUAUAAACAUGACUUGGCAAAACGCUGGGGAAAUCACUGUAAAAUGUGCAGUUAUUGUUUACAGACAUCUCCCAAAUUGGUACAGAAUAAUUUAGGGGGGAAAGUAGAAGAGUUUUGUUGUGAAGAGUGCAUGUCCAAAUAUACAGUUCUGUUCUAUCAGAUGGCCAAAUGUGAUGGUUGUAAGCGACAGGGUAAGCUCAGUGAGUCCUUGAAAUGGCGGGGAGAAAUGAAACAUUUCUGUAACCUGCUUUGUAUCUUGAUGUUCUGUAAUCAGCAAAGUAUGUGUGACCCACCUUCACAAAAUAAUGCAGGAAGUGUUUCCAUGGUGCCAGCUGCUUCAUCAGGGCCCCCAUCUCACAGAAAAGAUUCAACUCCAGUUAUAGCUAAUGUAGUAUCAUUAGCCAGUGCUCCUGCUGCUCAGCCCACAGUGAAUUCUAACAGUGUCUUACAAGGUGCAGUUCCAACAGUAACAGCGAAAAUCAUUGGGGAUGCAAGUACACAAACAGAUGCCCUCAAACUGCCACCUUCCCAGCCUCCAAGACUUUUGAAGAAUAAAGCUUUAUUGUGCAAACCCAUCACACAGACCAAGGCCACUUCUUGCAAACCACAUACCCAAAACAAAGAAUGCCAGACAGAAGACACUCCAACUCAGCCCCAAGUUAUUGUGGUGCCAGUUCCAGUACCAGUGUUCGUACCUAUACCUCUUCAUCUUUAUACUCAGUAUGCCCCAGUCCCAUUUGGAAUUCCAGUUCCAAUGCCUGUCCCUAUGCUUAUUCCAUCCUCAAUGGAUAAUGAAGAUAAAGUCACUGAGAGUAUUGAAGACAUUAAGGAAAAACUUCCCUCACAUCCUUUUGAAGCUGAUCUCCUUGAGAUGGCAGAAAUGAUUGCAGAAGAUGAAGAGAAGGAAAAGACUCUAUCUCAGGGAGGAUCCCAAACUUCUGAACAGGAGCUCUUUCUAGACACCAAGAUAUUUGAAAAAGACCAAGGAAGUACUUACAGUGGUGAUCUUGAAUCAGAGGCAGUAUCUACUCCACAUAGCUGGGAGGAAGAAUUAAAUCAUUAUGCCUUAAAGUCAAAUACUGUGCAAGAGGCUGAUUUAGAAGUGAAGCAGUUCUCAAAAGGGGAAACUGAACAGGAUCUGGAAGCAGAUUUUCCAUCAGAAUCCUUUGACCCACUGAAUAAAGGACAGGGAAUCCAGGCACGUUCCCGAACAAGAAGACGACACAGAGAUGGCUUCCCCCAGCCCAGACGAAGAGGACGGAAGAAGUCUGUAGUGUCUGUGGAGCCCAGGAGUCUUAUUCAAGGAGCCUUUCAAGGGUGCUCAGUGUCUGGGAUGACACUGAAAUACAUGUAUGGGGUAAAUGCCUGGAAGAACUGGGUUCAGUGGAAAAAUGCCAAGGAAGAGCAGGGGGAUCUGAAAAGUGGAGUUGAACAUGCCUCAUCUAGCCCGUGUUCUGACCCUUUAGGAAGUGCUCAAGACCAUGCACUCUCUCAAGAAUCUUCAGAGCCAGGCUGUAGAGUCCGCUCUAUCAAGCUGAAGGAAGAUAUUCUGUCCUGCACUUUUGCUGAGUUGAGUUUAGGCUUAUGCCAGUUUAUUCAAGAAGUGCGGAGACCAAAUGGUGAAAAGUAUGAUCCAGACAGUAUCUUAUACUUGUGCCUUGGAAUUCAGCAGUACCUGUUUGAAAAUGGUAGAAUAGAUAACAUUUUUACUGAGCCCUAUUCCAGAUUUAUGAUUGAACUUACCAAACUCUUGAAAAUAUGGGAACCUACAAUACUUCCUAAUGGUUACAUGUUCUCUCGCAUUGAAGAAGAGCAUUUGUGGGAGUGCAAACAGCUGGGCGCUUACUCACCAAUCGUCCUCUUGAACACCCUCCUUUUCUUCAAUACCAAAUACUUUCAACUAAAGAAUGUUACUGAGCACUUGAAGCUUUCCUUUGCCCAUGUGAUGAGACGGACCAGGACUCUGAAGUACAGUACCAAGAUGACAUAUCUGAGGUUCUUCCCACCUUCACAAAAGCAGGAGACAGAACCAGAUAAACUAACUGUUGGCAAGAGGAAACGAAGCGAAGAUGAUGAGGUUCCAGUGGGUGUGGAGAUGGCAGAAAAUACUGACAACCCACUAAGAUGCCCAGUCCGACUUUAUGAGUUUUACCUGUCCAAAUGUUCUGAAAGUGUGAAGCAGAGGAAUGAUGUGUUUUACCUUCAACCUGAGCGCUCCUGUGUUCCAAAUAGCCCCAUGUGGUACUCCACGUUUCCAAUAGACCCUGGGACCCUGGACACCAUGUUAACACGUAUUCUCAUGGUGAGGGAGGUACACGAAGAACUUGCCAAAGCCAAAUCAGAAGACUCUGAUGUUGAAUUAUCAGAUUAAAGUGGAAGUGGGGUUCCUAUUUUCAUACACGUUGGUAUGCACCAAACUGUGAAUGCAUCCAGCUUUGGAAAACGAUCUAUAAGUCCAAGUCCUCUUGACUUGAUUAUAAGAUAAUGGAAAACAGACGACUCGUGAACCACAGUGUGGAUGUACAAAUGAAAAUUGAAGGAAAGAAUAUGAACUGAGAAAUGUUGUUCUUUGGCAGUGAUAUAGUUCUUAGACAUCUUCAGAAUGACUAACCAAUUUCUCUGAGUGGUGCAUAAUCUUAUUUUGUUUGGGAAUAACAAAUUGUGGAAUAUUUUUAAGGAAAACUGUUGUAUAAAACUCUACCAUAGUAACCUUAGACCUUAGAGAGGUAGCUUUGGAGUGAAACCUUGGCUGCAGUAGGCUACUUGGGCAAGCCCUAUGUAAAAGUCAGGGGAGAAAUCAGUUCGGAGCUAAGAGUGGCAUCAGAUGAGGACUGUGGGACCCAGACUUGAAGACCCAAUAAAAAUAUUCAACUUUUUUUAAAAGGUAGAGAGUGAAGUGGUCUUGAUUUUGAUUUUCACUGCCAAGCCAAUUCUGUGAAGGAUAGAAGCCUCUGGUGCUUUUGCCAUGGGGUCCCUCAAAUCAGAGGAAAAGGCCUUCACUGCUGUUCAUGCAGUAAUGUGUCCCUUUCACUUUCUGGGUCUAGCCUUCUCAGCUGUGGGUCUGGAUGUGGGUAAAUUAAGUUCAAGGGGCUGAAACUCUGCAAAAUGAUUAUGCACACAGAAAAUCUGUGGAGCCCAUUAGACCCCAAGUGUCUUGAAAUGUUUGCAGAAAACCCACUAAAAUGCCCACUUCUCUGGGUGUCAGCCUUUAUUGCUGCUGUCUCACAGCAUGAGCUGUGGUACACAGAAAUGGGGGUUCUCCUUUUGUUUCCAUUUUAUCCCCAAAUGGCAGCUUUUCUCCCAUUGUUUUAUCUUCCUGUUUCCCAGAUAGUUCCUAUCAUUUUGUCUUUUGCACCAGUUUCUGGAGGCCCUUGUCAUUUCAGAAAGAGUCUCUCUCCUUACUCUGGCAAGCCUGUGGGUGAUUCCACAAAGACACAGUGUUACUUAGCUAUCAGAAUUAUGGUAGAAGAGGUCCUAGUAUAUUCCUAUAUAAAGCAUUUGGAAGAUGAGCUUGUUGCCCAAAGAAACUUGAAAAUAGGAUUUUGGGGUUAGGAUACAAAGACACUGACUGUCUUUCAUAUCCACGAGCAGGUCUUCUAUAGCAUUAUUCCAGACUCUAGCUGUUUUAGUAGUUCUCUGAGGAUUGCAAGUCCUGGGUGUGUUUGGCAUAUGGAUCCUUCUUCUUCAUCUCCAUUCUGUUUCUUCCCCACAAAAUUUUGAAUCAAAGCGUUUAUGAUAUUGGCCAAUCACGGAAUUUCGUUAGCUGAGGUUAAUUUGACCCUUUAAUAGAAAUGAGAGAAGUCUAAAAAGCCUCCCAGAAACUUUAACCUUGAAAGACUUUACAGUAUGUCCCACUUUUCAGAUGGGGGUGACAGGUUGUUUUUUGGGGUUUUUUUCAAUAAACUCUUUAACUACAAUAAAAAUUUAAAAGUAGGCCUUUUGACAUUGUGUACUUACGGUUCUGUCCCUCUGCCUGUAACAAAUUUUGUUUUUGUUACCAAGAACUAUGUCAAAGAAGUAAAUCUGCCCCAGUUCUGUAUGAUUAAUUCCAUCUGUGUUUGUCAUUUCUGACUGGAAAACUUCUUACUUCCAGACCUUGUUUGAUAUGGAGGAAAAACAGUUGGAUUGUCUGAUAAGUCUGCCAAUAAACUAUCCAGAAACAUCAGGUGUAAUAGUCCCCACUAUACAAAUUUUAUGGUUUAUAUAAACACUAAUAUUUCCCCUUCUGUAGAAAAACAAAUAUGUGGCAUAAUAGAUAAACUAUUGUAAAACACUAGAGAGAAAAAAAAAAACCUGUAUCUUUUAAUUGAGAACAGCCAAUAUCCAGGUAAAUGGCUGUACCAGGAUGUCAAUUGCAUGUUAGUUCACACAGUUGUCCAGAUCCUGAAUUAAUUCGUAAAAGAAAAUAUUAAUUAUUGGUCAUUCCUCAUAAGCAUAGCCAUUGAUAUGUGUGUCUGGUUAUUUGCUUUUUAAAAUUUUAUUAAAAUUAUGUUAAAUUACAUUUUUCCCCCCCAGGGGAGAAAAAAUAUCAAACAAGAGAAAACAUUAAAUUAUCCAUUCUGUUCUUUUUUGUUUUUUAAACACUUGGGUUUUCACCUUGCAGAAACCACAGAAAUAUUCCCUUAGAAUAAAACAGUAUAUUUGUAUUUGAUGGGUGAAUUAUUCCUUUUUGUUAUGUCUUGAAAGAAUUUUAAAUAUUUUUUCCUGUUUGACCCUAUUGGUAUGUAUGACCCAACAGAUGGCAUAUUACAAAGAAAGAGAGCAUUUUUCAGAAAAUUGUUUGAUUUUUACUCAGUCCAGAAAACAUACUGUUUCACUGCAAAAUCUUUUCAAAUUUUUUUUUCCCAUCAAAGACUUGUUCUGAUUUUUAAUCUAUUAACUAUAUUCAAAGCCCUGAAAGCUAGAAGUAUCAAGUAUCAUGUAUAUAUUUCAUUUCAGGCAGACUUUUUUUUUUUUGAGAUUCACAAAGCUUGCCUCGUUCAACUUGAAUCAUUUUGAAAUCAUGAAAUUAGAAUAAAGAAUAUAUCCAUUCUUAAGUAUAAAUACAUAUUUAAUUUGGGAAUGUGAGACUAAGUGGCAUUUUCCUUAGACUGUAGAGCUAUAUUGGUAUUGUGCAAAUAUACCUUCAAAUUCCACAGAUUGUUUCUAUCUACCUGCCCUGUGGCAUUCCUAAUUUUGUAUAGUAGGACUUUCCCAAAAAGUUUUAAGUAAAAUGAAAUUCUGUAAAUGAAUCCCAGGUUUUCUAGUAAAUUCAAAUUUUAAUUUUCCAUGCAAAUAGAAAAGUUCCCUAUGGUUCUGAGUUGAAAUUUUAGGAAAGAAUUAAGCAAUAAUAUCCCCAACUCCUCUUGUCUGUCAUCAUCAUAAUUUAUUAUCAUCAUUGAAAAACUAAUAAUUGAGAGGCAUUGUUACAGAGUGGGAAGAUCGGAAGCUUCAGAGCCUAGUCUUUCUACUUACUGUUUGUAUAUCUUUAGGUAAGUUACCUAACCUCUCUGUGAUUCAGUUUUCUCAUGAAGUGAGAAUAAUAAUAACUAUUUAUAACUUGUCCCUGGCACAUGGUAGGUUUUCAAAUGUCCGCUAUUUUUUACUUAUAUGAAAAUUCUAGGCAUAUAGUAAAAUUUUAAAUAAGUGCUAAUUCCCGCACUGCAGCCUGAAUUUUCACUAAGUUCAGUGCUUCAGAUUGUGCUAAACAUAAUACCCAACAUCAUCAGUUCUAUAUAUUUGAAUCAAAUACUUAGAAAAACUAAAUACUGUAUACACUAAAUCAUAAGUUCUUCACUCAUGUGUUUAUAUGCAUAUGAAUUGUAAUCAACAUUACAAAAAUCCAUUGAUACACUUCACUGCAUUGAAGAAGGUAAGAAGUAAUACAUGGUAUAUCAAUGGAUACAAGAAGAGCAUGUGAUAUAGUUUUUUGUUUUUUUUGGUUUUUUUGCGGUACGCGGGCCUCUCACUGUUGUGGCCUCUUUCUUUGCGGAGCACAGGCUCCGGAUGCGCAGGCUCAGUGGCCAUGGCUCACGGGCCCAGCCGCUCCGCAGCAUGUGGGAUCUUCCCGGACCGGGGCACGAACCCGUGUCCCCUGCAUCGUCAGGCGGACUCUCAACCACUGCGCCACCAGGGAAGCCCUUUUUUUUUUAAUUGGAGAAACUCUUAAUCUGUGAAAUUUCUUUUACUUGGUAAUGGUUAUAUACCACCACAUAGGAAGAAGACAACUGUGCAAUAUACAUCUUCAUCCUUCUUCCUCAUUACAGAACCCCUGUCCCCCACAUUCUGAACCCCUGUAGCUUCCUGGUAAGAGACUGUAUUUUCCAGGCUAUCUUGCAACUAGGUGUAAACAAGUGACUAGGUUUUGACCAGUGGGAUGGAAGCAGAAAUAAAUAACAACCAGGCCACAUCCUUAAAAGGAAAGAGCCCACCCUCCUCUUCUAAUUUCCUCUUUCCCAUGCACCAGAAUGUAAACAUAGCCAGUGGUCAUGGCAAACCAGUUUUGUCUAUGUGGGAAAGGGCAACGUACCUUAAGCACAUUAAUCUCAUGGAGCAGCCACUUAUCUCCUGAACUGCCUGCUACCUCAGACCUUCACAUAAAAAAGAAAGAACCUUCCAUCUUACUGAAGCCAUUGUUAUUUGGCCUCUACUAAAGUAGCCAAACCAGUAUCCUAACUAAUAGACCUGCUAUGCCCAGUAUCAUGCUACUACUUAAUAUAGAACUGGAAGUUCUGAUCCAGACUAUAAGGAAAGAAAAAGAAACAGCUUAUCAAUGUUGGCAAGUGAGAAGUAAAACUCAUAUUUAAGUCAUUAUUUUCAGAUGUUCAGGAACAUCUAUAAAAAACCAAGAGAGAGAAUUCCCUGGCAGUCCAGUGAUUAGGACUCCAUGCUUUCACUGCUGUGGGCCUGGGUUCAAUCCCUGGUCAGGGAACUUACAAUCCCACAAGCCAUGCCACGAGGCCAAAAAUAAAAAUUAAGCCAAAAGAAACAACAUACCAUUAAAAAUAAGUUUAAGGCUGUUUACUAUAAAAUAACUUUAUAAAAACUUAAGGCAUUUUCCCACAAGAGCAAUAGCCAAUUAGAUAAUGUAAUUAAAAGGAAAAGAUACUAUUCACAGUAGCUAUACAAGCUAUAAAGUAUUUAGUGAUUAAUCAUAUGUCAAUAAAGGACGACAAACAGAUGACAAGCUCAGAGAAGAUGGUUGUGUAAAACCACUAAAGGAUUUAUGCCUCGAAUAUACAAAAACUGCUGAAUUGUAAAGAAAACAAAGAAUGAUAGUUCAUAGAUGAGGAGCCCAAAAGGGUAACAAACAUAUGAUCAUGGGAUUUUAUAAAAGAGCUGUCACUUUACAUCCUUAAGACUGGCCAAAAUUAGAAAAAUUGAUAAUGCCAAGUGGUGGUGGUGAUGUAGGGACAUAAAAACCCUUACAUAUUGCAAGAAUAAGUGUAGAACUGUGUAUAUCCAUUCUGUAGAGCAAUUUUAAACAUCGAGUUAAAGAAGGUUGAUAGUUUUUACUAAGAAAUUUCCCCUUUCCUCUCAUUAAAUAAAUGAUUAAUGUUA